UGUUAGGAACUAUCGGGCAAUUCAUGCAAGGUUAACGCGAUUACUGUCUCUUCGCUUUCGUGGCUCAAAUCCAAGACUUUGAAUUUCCUGGAAGCGGUGCCUGCACAAACCAAUGACAAGCAACGUAGGGCGUAGACUUGUGACAUAAUUCUAUCGUUGUGCUGCAAAUGAUUUGAGAGGAGUGGUUCGAGUUGUCGUUGUUAUAAGUCGAGGGUGGUGAUGCUCUUUCUCUUCGAGAUCCAUAUCUGCAUUUUUGCUUCGCGUACAUUUCAAAGGGGUAAAAAAGAAAAUAAAAAUAUGACUGCUCACAUAGUUCCGCUCGUUUCUGAAAGCCUCGUCGGCCUGCAGACCUGGGUGCGUCAACAGGAGCAUGGCCUUGCCGCGGGAACCUUGUCCCGGCAGCAAAGCAGCAUUCCUGGACCAUCCCAGCAGCUUCCUGGCUCUAUCGGUGGUCCUCUCAACUGGUCUAGACUCGACUCAGUGGACAAAAAGGUAAAGCGCCUAGAGUUAACUGCCUCCGACAUUUCCGAGAUAGACCGGGCGUUAGAGGCGUUCAAUGGAUUAGAAUUAGACGGAGAUGAGGUAACACGAGAGCGGUUCCCUCUCCCAAACCUCGAAAGUCAACUUGAACAGUGUGCUCUCGAGGUUCACCGCGGCAUUGGGCUCUGCAUUAUUCGGGGGCUGAAGCCGGAGAGAUACUCCGUCGAGGAUAACAUCGUCCUUUUUCUUGGGUUAUCUUCUUUUAUCGGUGACCAAAGGGGUCUCCAGAACUCCAAAGGUGAUAUGUUAUCACAUGUUACCGAGUCUAAAUCGUGGACCGCCCCUAAGGAGAAACGCCACGGGAUACACACCAACGACAGUUUACCUUUCCAUAAUGAUAUGGGAUGCGAGGUCCUAGCAAUUCAAGUCCGCGACCGAGCUGAAGCGGGCGGCCACACCUGCGUGGCGUCUAUGACCGCUAUCUAUAACGCCCUAAUGCAAUCAAACCCGUGGGUACUGCAUACUCUAGCUAGGCAUGACUGGCCGAUUCAGACCUCGCGAAGAGCAGCCUCUUUCGUCCUAUCCCCCCUUCUAGAAUAUUAUGCCGAUAACCUGUUAAUUUCGAUGGAUCCCGCUCGCAUCGGACCCCACCCCUUAGCUCGAAACGGAUCGGUUCCGCAACUCACGGCAGAGCAGCGGGAAGCUCUCGCCGUGCUCCAGGAUGUAGCUCGCAAGAAUCAGCUACGGCUUGAGACUCAGCCCGGGGAUAUCAUUUUCCUCAACAACUUAGGUCUUCUACAUGCUCGUGAGUCGUAUCAGGACAGCGCGUCUUCUUCGAGACAUCUAGUACGGCUUUGGCUUCGAAACAAACGGCUGGGAUGGGCAAUCCCCCCUUCGAUGAGAAUGCCUUGGGAAGCGUCCUUCGGGGAUGGAGCUGCAAGGGUGGUCAACAGGUACUAUCCUAUUAUGCCAAUGCCCGAGUACAUGGAAUGCAAGUAUUCAAACGGCACGGCAGCGUUCGUUGCCGAUGACGACGAAGGCGAUGAGGUCAUCCCGAAGACCAUAGAGGAUGGCACUAGUUUGGAGCGUCGAGGAGAUACUUAGCUGGGAGCUUUCUUCUACCAAAUUGACAUUUUAGGACAGUAAAUUAUUUAG
Molecule: messenger RNA, 1635 nt
Organism: Annulohypoxylon truncatum
Lineage: Eukaryota; Fungi; Ascomycota; Sordariomycetes; Xylariales; Hypoxylaceae
Product: Clavaminate synthase-like protein
Exons: 5
Coding region: 220-1584 (454 amino acids)
Molecular function (GO): oxidoreductase activity
Source: RefSeq, a predicted model, not a curated record